UCCCCCCCGGCGCGCUCUCCUCACGGCGGCGGCGGCGGCUCCAUUUUCUCGCGCUCCCGCGGCCCCGCAGCGCCCCGGCUCCUCCUCGGCCCCGGCCGCCGGAGACACCCCCAGGCACCCCCGUCCCCGCCGCCAUGAAUGAGGAGUACGACGUGAUCGUGCUGGGCACCGGCCUCACGGAAUGCAUCCUCUCCGGUAUCAUGUCAGUGAAUGGAAAGAAAGUCCUUCACAUGGACCGUAACUCUUACUACGGAGGGGAGAGCGCGUCCAUCACACCCCUGGAGGAUCUCUACAAAAGGUUUAAUCUACCAGGAACUCCACCAGAAUCCAUGGGACGGGGAAGAGACUGGAACGUGGACCUAAUCCCCAAAUUCCUUAUGGCUAAUGGUCAGUUGGUAAAGAUGCUGCUCUACACAGAAGUCACUCGCUACUUGGACUUCAAGGUGAUCGAGGGAAGCUUUGUCUACAAGGGAGGGAAGAUCUACAAAGUUCCUUCCACUGAGGCAGAGGCCUUGGCAUCCAGCUUAAUGGGCUUGUUUGAGAAACGUCGGUUCCGGAAAUUCCUCGUGUACGUUGCCAACUUCGACGAGAACGACCCGCGCACUUUCGAAGGCGUCGAUCCCAAGAAGACCACCAUGCGCGACGUGUACAAGAAGUUCGACCUGGGCCAGGAUGUCAUCGACUUCACGGGCCACGCGCUCGCGCUCUACAGGACCGACGACUACCUAGAUCAGCCGUGCCAGGAGACGAUCAACAGGAUCAAGCUGUACAGCGAGUCCCUGGCUAGGUACGGGAAGAGCCCCUACCUGUAUCCGCUCUACGGCCUCGGGGAGCUGCCCCAGGGAUUCGCAAGGCUAAGUGCCAUCUACGGAGGCACCUACAUGCUCAACAAGCCCAUCGAGGAGAUCGUCAUAGAGAACGGCAAAGUGGUGGGCGUGAAAUCCGAAGGAGAGGUGGCUCGCUGCAAACAGCUCAUCUGCGACCCCAGCUACGUCUCGGACCGCGUGACGAAGGUUGGCCAAGUGAUUCGCGUCAUCUGCAUCUUAAGCCACCCCAUCAAGAACACGAACGAUGCCAACUCGUGCCAGAUCAUCAUUCCACAGAACCAGGUCAACCGGAAAUCGGAUAUCUACGUGUGCAUGAUCUCCUCGGCGCACAACGUGGCCGCGCAGGGCAAGUACAUCGCCAUCGCCAGCACCACCGUGGAGACCGCGGACCCCGAGAAGGAGAUCAAGCCUGCCCUGGACCUCCUGGAGCCCAUCGAGCAGAAGUUCGUUAGCAUCAGCGACCUGUUUGCGCCGACCGACUUGGGAACGGAGAGCCAGAUCUUCAUCUCCCGCACCUACGACGCCACCACCCACUUCGAGACGACGUGCGAUGACAUCAAGGAUAUUUAUAAGAGGAUGAUGGGCUCCGAGUUUGACUUUGAGGAGAUGAAGCGCAAGAAGAACGAUAUCUACGGGGAGGAGGAGCAGCAGUAAUGAGAAUCUCUAAUUAGGAGAAAUUAAAUCGGCUAAUAUGAAUAUAUAAGGAACUUAAUGAACACUGUAUGAAAUUCAAUAUUGUAAGGCCUGCUUUUGUAAUCCCAUCUCUGAGAGAUUGAAGAGUACUGCACUGGUAAUGUUCCCCUUUUGGAUAUCAUGUGUUAAUUAUUUCAUUCUAGUAGGGCUGCUGUCCAGAAUCUGGCAAAUUACUGACUGAUUUAAUGACUAACCUUGUUAAGUGGGGGGGGGGAAGCCGACUGAACUUCUCUUGCGGACUUAGCCAUUGGUGCAGAUUGGAAUAACUCAUUGACAGCUGUGUCUUACCUUGUAUUUUUAAUCAUUUGUAAACAUAACUUCACAAUUAUGUGCUUCUGGUGAGCUAGUAACCGUGACGGUUGUCACUCGAACCUGUUAUCAAGGAAAAUAGAAACUGAGCACUCCAUUAUUGUGGACAGCAUCCCUCGGGUCUCUCCCAUCAACCUUAACCGUGUGGCAAGUUGUAUUAUGGACAAAGCCCACAUCUAUUGUAGCAGCAGCUGUUGGCGUAGUUCUGGGCACAGGACUUAACCUCCACUUUCAGCUUCUCAAACUUGUUUACAGCGGUUGGGACACAGCUGUGCCUAAGGCUCCUUUGUGUUUUAAUCUAAUAAAAUUGAGAGAACAAAAUUACAGAGCAGGCAAGACGUGAAAGUAUUUUCUGUA
Molecule: messenger RNA, 2186 nt
Organism: Nothoprocta perdicaria
Lineage: Eukaryota; Metazoa; Chordata; Aves; Tinamiformes; Tinamidae
Gene: GDI2
Product: GDP dissociation inhibitor 2
Exons: 11
Coding region: 135-1481 (448 amino acids)
Biological process (GO): small GTPase-mediated signal transduction; protein transport; vesicle-mediated transport
Cellular component (GO): cytoplasm
Molecular function (GO): Rab GDP-dissociation inhibitor activity
Source: RefSeq, a predicted model, not a curated record